Messenger RNA from Lolium perenne, 953 nucleotides. RefSeq names its product dehydration-responsive element-binding protein 1J. Gene Ontology annotation, molecular function: DNA-binding transcription factor activity; DNA binding. The record is from RefSeq and is a predicted model, not a curated record. Lineage: Eukaryota; Viridiplantae; Streptophyta; Magnoliopsida; Poales; Poaceae. Gene Ontology annotation, biological process: regulation of DNA-templated transcription.
CGUAGCCAGUAGCAAAGCACAAGAAGACGAUCGAUCGAGGCGCCAGCCGCGCUACCGCUACGCAGCCGUCCUACAUGCAGAGGAGCACCGAGCGAUCGAGCAGCAGCGACAGUAGCUGGCCGUCGCCGGCGAAACGCCCCGCGGGGCGCACCAAGUUCCAGGAGACUCGCCACCCGGUGUUCCGCGGGGUGCGGCGCCGCGGCACGGCGGGGCGGUGGGUGUGCGAGGUGCGCGUGCCGGGGAGCCGCGGGGAGCGCCUCUGGGUCGGCACCUUCGACACCGCCGAGGCGGCCGCGCGCGCGCACGACGCCGCCAUGCUCGCGCUGCGCGGGCCCUCCGCCAGCCUCAACUUCGCCGACUCGGCGUGGCUGCUCCACCUCCACGUCCCGCCGGGCGCGCCGGCCGCUUCCGGCCUAUCCGACGUCCAGCGCGCGGCCAACGAGGCCGUGGCGGACUUCCAGCGCCGGGUGGCCGCCAGACGCGCCGCCGCCGCCUAUGGAGGCGCUUCGGAGGCUUCAUCGGCGCCUGCAUUGACUGGCAACGACUUGGGGGCAACUUCCGCUGCGGCCGAUGCACUCCCGGCAGGGGCAGCCUUGGACACUGACAUGUUCCAUGGUGACAUGUUCGGCGGCAUGGAUGCCGAUUCGUACUACGCUAACUUGGCCCAAGGGCUGCUGCUGGAACCGCCGCCGGCCGCCGUGGACUGCUUGGAGGACGACGAAUGCGGCGGCGCUGAAAUGGACCUGUGGAGCUAGCUACUGUAUACACGCUACACAUAACAAAACAGUGCGAAGUUACUUUUGACGGCUUCUCUUUUUAGUUUUAGUUGAAAACAUAAACCGGUAAUUAGAAGUUAGAAUGAAUCAGAUUGACAUAUUUUCACAAAUCAGUAGUAGAACAAAAUGUAUAUUGAACCUGCCAACAGUUUGGCUGGAGUAUUUCAUAUUUGCUCA